Molecule: messenger RNA, 1165 nt
Organism: Gasterosteus aculeatus aculeatus (three-spined stickleback)
Lineage: Eukaryota; Metazoa; Chordata; Actinopteri; Perciformes; Gasterosteidae
Gene: eif4ebp3l
Product: eukaryotic translation initiation factor 4E binding protein 3, like
Biological process (GO): negative regulation of translational initiation
Cellular component (GO): cytoplasm
Molecular function (GO): eukaryotic initiation factor 4E binding
Source: RefSeq, a predicted model, not a curated record
CACGUGUCUCAUAGCUCGUUGCACAAAAACAUCACGAGUGGCCGCUGCAGCGGUGUGUGGUACAAAGACAGCACAUGGUGGCGUUUAGAAGCAGCUUGUAGCGACGGACACCGCCGGGCUUCAGCUUGUUCCAGUUCUCCGCUUGCAUUAAGUUCACUCCGGCCACCCGCUCGCUGCGCAGACCCCUCCGAAGCGGCUUGUCUCCGCGCAGGCCGGUGAGCGAGCCUUAAACUGCGAGUUCGAGGACGUUAAGAAAAGAAAAAAGCGAAUUAGUUGCCCUCCCGCAGAAGCUGAGCAUGUCGACUGGCACUAAUGAAGCUAAAAGCUGCCCCAUCCCCACCAGGGUGCUCACCCUGAAAGACUGGUCCCAGCUACCCGACUGUUACAGCCAGACACCCGGGGGGACCCUCUUCUCCACCACGCCCGGAGGUACCCGAAUCAUUUAUGAUAGGAAGUUUCUGUUGGAUUGUCGAAACUCCCCAUUGGCCCGGACCCCCCCUUGCUGCCUGCCCCAGAUCCCCGGGGUGACGGUUCCUGCUACGCACCCUAUGGGGAAACUACAGGAUCUGAAGGAGGAGGCUGAAGAAGAAGAGAAGGAUGUACCAGAUGACAACCAGUUUGAGAUGGACAUCUGAGCUCCAGUAUUACCUCCUGUGGAGAAUUAUCAUUUAAAAACCUCCAAGGUCAUUCGUGGCUGUAAUGCAAAUUACCUAAUGAAGCUUUUUUUUCAUCUUUUGUAAAUAAAAGCUUUUGUGAGGAACCCAAAAAAAAAAUUGAAAAGUUUGCAAACUGUAGGGUGUUUUUGAUCCUAAAAGUGUUAAGCAGAAUAAAUGGUGUUUAAAGGGCUGAUUAGUGGCUUACUCACUGCAGCAGGAUUGAAAAUAAUCCAUUUUGAUUUCGCUUUUUUAAAAUCUUUUGUAAAUAACAUUGUACAAUGUAGCCUUUUUUAAGUUGGGGAAUACAGGAUGAUUACAUUAAGAAUGUAGUUUUUCACUGCAGGCAUCGUUUUUUGUUGUAUACACCCCCCCCCCCAGAUGUCUAACUUACUUUGUCAUGAUAUUGGGGGUCAGGGCCUUCUGAAAAUCAGCCUCUUCUGUUUUGUAUGGAGAGAGACAUGAAGUGUGAAUCAUUUCAAAUAAAGGCUAUUCAGACUGCCAACAAUGGA